Didymosphaeria variabile is the source of this 384-nucleotide messenger RNA. RefSeq lists its product as uncharacterized. NCBI's taxonomy places the organism in Eukaryota, Fungi, Ascomycota, Dothideomycetes, Pleosporales, Didymosphaeriaceae. The transcript has 2 exons. Bases 1 to 384 code for a protein of 127 amino acids. The record is from RefSeq and is a predicted model, not a curated record.
AUGUGUAAGUCGCGUACGCCGUCUGAAGCCUCGCCACAUCAGGCUGACGAUUCCUCUCUGCAGAGAGAAGUGGACCCGUCAUGGUCGGAAGAAGAGCUUCCAAAGCAGCAGACGACUGUGCCAAUGGAAAAAUCCGGCGUUUAUGUGGACCCGAUGGCUACUCAUGCUUCCGGACGUUUCCAGAAGGGCAAUACGGUGCAUAUGUCGAUAAUCGAGCACGGUGCACGCAGGAAAGGCACCUUCAAGAUCAAACGAGGCCGUCUCACUGCAUCAGGCUACUGGGAAUAUCAGCUGUCGAUAAUCGACGGCAACGGCAGGCUGUACCAGGACGGCGCCUGGGUCCGAGAAAGAGAGUUGAAGGCAGAAAGCACGCAACGGCGCUGA